AUGCGAUCCACGUGUCGUCUCUGCGCUGGGUCUGUGCUUGAUGCGCCAUCCACCGAGUUGCGCGCGACGGCUCAACGAGUAGCGCGCGUUGAGACACGGCGCCUGCGGGAGAAAAAGGCUACAACAAGCCCCUAUCACAAGGAGCAGUACAUCAGCGCUUUUCUCGAGGCGCAUAGCGCCGCGCUGGUGCACCAGCACGUCGUAUUCAAUUCUCUCACUAACAAGCACAUCGAGGAGAAAGCUGCUACGGCACUCACUGCCUCCCACGAACUGACCAGCCUGGCGCAGGAGCUGGACGCGCGCUAUGCUACUCGUGAUUCCUCUAAAAAGUUAGCCCGCUCAGGGACAGAGCCAGUGGAUGCGCCCAACCUCGCUGGUCCGGGCGUCGGCUUUCUCUCGCACUUCCCUCGGAUUGAGUUUGGUGCGUGGCGCAGCACGAGUGGCGGAGACACGCGCCUGCAGCGGCGUCUGCGUUCAGCUGAUGUAAUGCGGCACUGCGUGAUUCGCGAGGCCCGCACACCACCGUCCCUCUCGCCGGAGGUGAUUGAGCGGAUGCUGCCCCCACGGCUGCCGGCGCCAGCUCAGGGCUUAAUCGUGUACUUGAAGUCGGUGCGCUUCCAGCAAAAUGAAGACCCAGAGAACUGUAAUCGACUAGAGUCGCAACUCUGGGAGGCUCUGCAUGCACUCCAGUACUCACGUGAGCUACAGCGAGCCGUGGCGCUCUACGCAGUUCUCUGUAUCAGCGCCUUCUGGGGCUGGCACACCGCCUCCGCCCUUGUGGUGUCACUGGUGCAGAAGUGGCCAGCACAUGUCGCACCUUGCGGUGCGAGCUCGUCUGAUGCGGUGAAGGCCGUGCGCGAAGACCGCUCGCACAUCAUCGCGCUGUUCCUGGAGACUGCGCGCUGCAGCUCAUUUCGGCCCUCCUUCACUGCGCCGUCCUUGGCCGAGCUGGAGAAGGUCGCCGUGGCACUGCACAAGCCAUUUGAAGAAGACAAUGGUUGUGCGACCGGCUCUUUCACAGCAACAGGCGCACCUCUUGGCGGCCAGGGCAAGAGGAGCAGCGGCGCUGCUGCUGCAUCCUCGCCUCGCUGGGAUCCUAUCGUAUCGGCACCGCUGCUGUCGUUGAUGGGAAUGCACAGACUCACGGACGAGCGGGUUUUCCGAAACGAAGCGGCGCAAGUGAGAUCGCUGGCGGAGCGCUUCUGCGUGCAUCGAUUUCGUCCCACUCCGUCGUACGCUGCCGCUGCCUGCAAUUCCGGGCCAGCGUACAUGCCUGCCUUAGCGUGGGGUGAGUAUCUUCGGGCGAUGCACCGCUGUGGCGCCUCCUUGGCGGAGAUCCAAAGUGCGACAGACCGCAUCACUGACAAGGCCGACACGCGGCACGCCGAUUCGCUUCUCUCCAGCACGCACCUGUGGAACGCAUACCUCGCGUGCAGUCCAGGCAGCCACGCCAAAGAGGUGUACGAGAGGAAUUUGCACGUCUACAGGGUAAAAGAGACACCCGCCACCACGGCAGCGGUCAUGACAGCGCUGUUGCAGGAGGGAACGGCAGAGAGCUGCGUCGAGGCCCGUGCACUCUGGAAGCGCCUCCAGCGCGUUCACGCAUCCGGUAAGAUGAUUCUGCAUACUAGCAGCACACUGACGGCCUACAUUCGAUUGCUGGAGGUAGAGGGCCAGGCAGACGCGCUCUUGGGGCUUCUUACCUCCUUUGAGGGGCUGUAUGAGCCGUUUGGCGUGGCCCCGAAGUCGUUUGCACGGGCGGUGGAAGAGGUGCAUCGGCGGGGCAGUGGCGGUUCGGGGAUCGAAGAGGGCCUCGAUCUGCUUGCCUGCGCGUGCAACAGACACCCCUUCCUCGUCCCCCCAUUCGUGCGCUACGUUCUUGUCCGUGCGAUUAAGCGGACGUCGACUGCCGCCGCAUCUGCGAAGGCCGCUGUGACGGGCGCCGGCGACAGAGGGGAGACAUCACGCCCUGUCGCAAGUCGGUUGUCGGCAGCGGGGGUUGAGUUCUCUGCCGAGGACGUCGCUGCGCUACUCUAA
This is a messenger RNA of Leishmania braziliensis MHOM/BR/75/M2904, 2037 nucleotides long. RefSeq lists its product as hypothetical. Lineage: Eukaryota; Euglenozoa; Kinetoplastea; Trypanosomatida; Trypanosomatidae. The record is from RefSeq and is a predicted model, not a curated record. The transcript has a single exon. Bases 1 to 2037 code for a protein of 678 amino acids.